Molecule: messenger RNA, 1372 nt
Organism: Glycine soja
Lineage: Eukaryota; Viridiplantae; Streptophyta; Magnoliopsida; Fabales; Fabaceae
Product: homeobox-leucine zipper protein ATHB-20-like
Exons: 3
Coding region: 284-1090 (268 amino acids)
Biological process (GO): positive regulation of DNA-templated transcription
Cellular component (GO): nucleus
Molecular function (GO): sequence-specific DNA binding; DNA-binding transcription factor activity, RNA polymerase II-specific
Source: RefSeq, a predicted model, not a curated record
GUUAAUUAGAGUAAAUUCGAACUGGGAUCUAACUCUCAUUCUCUUUCUCUCUCUCAGUUGUCAGUACUUAAAAAUCAUUGUCCUUGAGUCUCUGCACACUGCACACAGCACACAGCACACAUCGUCGUCGUAAUCAUCAUCAUCUCCCUUUCUGAAACUUUUGUCAUCAUGAGAGUGCGAGCCAAACCCUGUUAUCAGCCUUAAAGCGAAACAGUGAGAGAGAUAGAGACACCACUUUGCAUGAGAACGAUAUCACUAUCACAUCUCAUCAUCUUAUUCUACCAUGGCCUUCCUACCUUCUCACGGUUUCACGUUUAACACUACUCAUGAAGAAGAUCACUGCCACUUCCCUCCAACCUCUCUCGACGCCUUCCCCUCUUUGCCACCCCAGCACUUUCAAGGGGGUGCACCUUUCAUGUUGAAGCGGUCCAUGUCGUUAUCAGGCAUAGAGAACAAGUGCAAUGAAGUACAUGGAGAUGAUGAGUUAUCCGAUGAUGGGGUCUUCCAGAGUGGGGAGAAGAAGAAGAGGUUGAAUUUGGAACAGGUGAAGGCCCUUGAGAAGAGUUUUGAUCAGGGGAACAAACUUGAGCCAGAAAGGAAAGUGCAGUUAGCUAAGGCUUUGGGGUUGCAGCCAAGACAAGUUGCCAUAUGGUUUCAGAAUAGAAGGGCUAGAUGGAAAACCAAGCAAUUGGAGAAAGAAUAUGAAGUCCUCAAGAAGCAGUUUGAAGCAGUCAAGGCUGAUAAUGAUGUUCUUAAGGUUCGGAACCAGAAACUACAGGCAGAGUUACAAGCUGUAAAAAGUAGGGAUUGUUGUGAAGCUGGAAUAAUCAGCCUUAAGAAAGAAACUGAGGGUUCAUGGAGCAAUGGAAGUGAUAACAACUCAGAUCUAAAUUUAGAUCCCUCAAGAGCACUAGGUUUGAACAGUCCUAUAUCUUCUCAUAACAUUAAAAACCUACUACCAAAUUCGUUAAAGCCAAACAGCAUAACCCAACUCCUUCAAGAUGAUGGCUUGUGCAACAUGUUUCACAACAUUGAUGCACCACAGAACUUUUGGCCCAGGCCUGAUCAGCACCACCAGCGUUUCCAUUGACCCUAUAUAAGUGAUUUUUGGAUAUUAAUUAAUGAUAUGAUAUGAGGACAAAUUAUACAAUACAAUCUUUUUUAUUCAGUUUUUUUUUUCCGAUUUAUUUAUGUGCAGUAGAUUGGUGUAUAAAGUUUGAGCAAAUUAAAUCUGCUAUUAGAGUCAUGAGGAGUCGGUGGACUUUGAGCAGUGUAAUUUCUUUCCUAUAUGUAUACAUUAUUGUAUUACAGAAUAAUAUAAAAUAAUAUUUAAGUUAGGCUGAAGUAAAAAAAUAUUAAUAUUGCUGAGUUA